AGUACAUAUCUAUGUAUCUAACUAUGUAUAUGGUGGUGUAUGAUGGUUUUUUUGUGUGUUUACCGUAUGUGGGAGCAACCAUGCUUACAAAACACAUGUCGAAUGUUGUUUUUAUUGGAAAUCCGUUGGAAAUGUUCAAAGGUUCGGGAGAGAAGUGCGAGACAUCUUUGCGCUAAUACCUGAACUUUAUCGCUUCUAUGUAUCUGUUGACCCAUGGUGGCUGUUUCUUGGACCUUCAACUAAAACUACCGUUAACCGCUUGUAAGGAUGCGCUACCCACCUCUGCACUUGCAACCAAGGAAGAAAAGCCCAAUCGGAAGAACUUCCGCUUCCUAGAUUCUCCGCACAUGUUUCCCGAGCAAGAGGUUGAAGGAGUUUCCAGGAGGAGUCCAAAUCCGGACAACAAUCGAGUUUAUGGAGAGCUGAGCUUUUUUGAAUGGAAGUGCUUUGGAGUUGCUUAUAUUGUUAGCGAGAAGGCUAAUGUGUUCUCUUCAGUUCUUGACAGAAACGCAAUGACCUGGGGCAGGAUGUCCGUCUACACAUGUGAAGGAAGAUAA
Molecule: messenger RNA, 557 nt
Organism: Cylicocyclus nassatus
Lineage: Eukaryota; Metazoa; Nematoda; Chromadorea; Rhabditida; Strongylidae
Source: the annotation of a GenBank genome assembly